AAAGAAAGCAAAUCUUCACCGGCUACGGCAACGAAACAACAACCGGCAGCAAUGCACAUUUUGAAGUGCUCAUCUCAAGCAAGCAAGCAAAUAGCAAAGCAAGAAACCAAUCAAGAACAGACCUAACCGUUAUCCCUUCUCCGAGAUAAACAUCUCUGUUCAGAGAAAAAUCAGUUUUUGAGUGAACACGACAAUCGACCAUGACGCUUUUUCUGAUAUCCACAUCGUCACGUCGUUCUUUAUUAUUGGCCAUUGUGCUGCUCCUGACGUCCACGACAAUCCUCGCCUUUGAAUACUAUCAAACUUUGGGCUUGCGAAAAAAAUGUUCUGACAAAGAUAUCAAGAAAGCAUAUCGUAAGCUCGCAUUAAAAUAUCACCCAGAUAAGGUGCCAGAAGACCAGAAAGAAGCGGCAGAAGAAAUGUUUCUCAAAGUCAGCGAAUCCUACGCCGUGCUCAGCGACACCGAAAAACGAAAAAUCUACGACCAGUAUGGAAAACGAGGGGUAGAAGCAUACGACAAGGGAUGGAAACCCAGUGAAGGUGGUGGUCCUCCUCCUGGAGCUGGAGGUGGUGGCUUCGGAGGUGGUGGUGGCGCUGGUGGUUUUGGUGACUUUGGUAGCGGUGGGGCAGGUGGUUUCGGAGGUUUCGAUGCCUUCAAUAUGUUUGAACAGAUGUUUGCCAAAGGAGGAGGAGGAGCAGGAGGUUCCAAAGGUGGUGGCGCAGGUGGCUUCAAAUUUCCUGGAGGUGGCGCUGGUGGUUUUCAAUUUCCUAGCGGAUUUGGUGGAGGCGCUGGAGGAUUUGGGGGCGGUGCCGGUGGCUUUCAAUUUCCUGGCGGAUUUGGAGGCGCUGGAGGAUUUGGAGGGGCUGGUGGUUUCCCAGGACAACAACAACAACAGCAAGAGCUUUUCCCCAAGGGAGGCCCUGUGGCCAAGCUUGGAAAACCAAAGUUCCCAAACAAGUCGAGCAAGUUCAUCUGGUUGGUUGUUUUCUAUGCCAAUCAAAUUGAAGCCUGUGCCAGAGCCAAACCCCAUAUCGAUAAGCUAGCUGAAAAGGUAAAGGAUUCAUUCAAAAUUGGAGCCGUGGACUGUGCAAGCACACCACGGGAAGGUCAAUUUUGCCUGGAUGUUGGUGCAGACGUGGAAAAUAUGCCAUCCUUUGCCAUGGUGAUCGACGGGAAACUAGAAUUCUACUUUGACGAUGAUGAGGAUGAAGGAAGUCAACAACAAAUACCCACAGCGAAACAAUUGCACGAGUUUGCCGUGGACCACAUGCCCAAGUCAUUGGUACACAACAUCAAUAAUGAAAAGCAGGUACAAGACCGACUCUUGUCCAAGCAGGAGUUUCUGGGAUCCGUCUUGCUCUUGACUGACAAAUAUGAGACGGCACCAUUGUAUUACAGUUUGGCGUACCACUACCGUUCAAAGUUUGUCUUUGGGGAAUCCAGGGCCAAAAACUUGAACUUGGGAAAGCAGUUUGGCGUCAAAAAGUACCCUCUGCUUGUGGCUAUUGUACCCAAAGGAAAGGGCCAGGAGAGUUUCUCUGAUACCCAUGACUUGAUUAGAUAUACUUCUGAGAAGCUCAAGGGCGAACCCAUCAUCAAGUGGUUGAAUGGUGUCGUUGAAAAGAUUGAAGGCAAACAAAAGAAGAAGAAAAAGCCAGCAAGUGGAGGCGGUGGCGGCGGCAGCAAUACGCAACAAAAGAAGAAGAAAAAGCGAAGCAAGACAAAGGAUGAGCUAUAGAUUGUUCUUUGUGUUUUAGCCGAAACGUUGCACUUCACUGCAUUUGCGACGACUUGGUAUUGCUGGGGCUUUCGUGUUUUACUGCUGUGAUAAAUCUAAUAGACAACUAUAUUCCUUU
Messenger RNA from Seminavis robusta, 1857 nucleotides. The record is from the annotation of a GenBank genome assembly. NCBI's taxonomy places the organism in Eukaryota, Bacillariophyta, Bacillariophyceae, Naviculales, Naviculaceae.